AUGGCAAACGGAUAUACCCGCUGCCCAUUUACCUAUGGAUUGUUUCUUGGAACCACUGCAUUAUUUCUCUAUUUAGGUCGUCGUCAAAAAACAAAGAAGACUGAUCUUCCAACUUGCGAUGUGGUUUUCGUCUUGGGAGGUCCUGGGGCAGGAAAGGGAACUCAAUGUCAGUUGGUGCAGGAACGUCUUGAUGGCUGGGUUCAUCUGAGUGCUGGAGACUUGCUUCGUGCAGAGAGAAACUAUGGUGGAAAGCUAUGCGACUUGAUCAAUUCCAAAAUUGCUGCAGGAGAGCUCGUCCCUUCAGAGAUUACCUGUAAAUGUCUAGAAAACGGCAUGGCCAGAGCUUUCGAGCAAUCAGGAGUCACAAAGUUUUUGGUUGAUGGUUUCCCCCGCAGCCAUGGGAACAUGACUGCAUGGGCAGGUACUUUGGCGAAGCAUAACAUAAAAUUUGUACUAAGUUUUGACUGCCCUGAAUCUGUAUUGGAAGGCAGACUUUUAGAACGUGGCAAGAGCUCCGGAAGGUCUGAUGACAACAUUGAUACAAUCCGAAAGCGAUUCCAGACACAUAAGGCCGAGUCUUUGCCAAUCAUUCAAUACUUUGAAAACAACGGAACUACCGUUCACACGAUCGAAAGCGACAAGGGAGUUGAACAAGUCUAUGAAAAGGUUGUGGCUCUAUUUUAG
Messenger RNA from Cylindrotheca closterium, 684 nucleotides. The record is from the annotation of a GenBank genome assembly. Lineage: Eukaryota; Bacillariophyta; Bacillariophyceae; Bacillariales; Bacillariaceae.